Molecule: messenger RNA, 1395 nt
Organism: Chaetomium strumarium
Lineage: Eukaryota; Fungi; Ascomycota; Sordariomycetes; Sordariales; Chaetomiaceae
Exons: 5
Coding region: 1-1395 (464 amino acids)
Source: RefSeq, a predicted model, not a curated record
AUGGGGCUGAAGGGCGACGCGCCCUGGGCGCUGAGCGUUAUGUGGCUGUUGGCGGGCCUGGUGUUCUUCUUCCUGCUGCUGCGCAUUUACACGCGCGUCGUCUGUCUCGCGUCGUACGGCAUCGACGACCACGUCUACUUCACGGCCUUUGUAUUCCUCCUCAUCUUCACCAUCUUCACCACCCUCGCCGGCAACCACGGCUUCGGCCAGACCAUGGACGAGAUCGGGGACAUCGACCAAGCCGUGCGGGCGACGCUCUAUGAGUGUAUUGGCCAGGGGUUCGCCAUCGUGGGCAUGGCCAUCGCGAAAGCCUCGCUCGGCUUUUUCCUGCUCCGUCUUGUCACCAUCCCCUGGCACAGGAUUGCCAUCUGGAGCGCCAUGACCCUCGUCAUGCUGGCGUCUAUCGCUCAAGUCCUCUGCUUCUGGCUCUCGUGCGUCCCCUUGAACUAUGUGUACGACCGCCGCAUCCCGGGCGGGUACUGCCCGAUCGAUACCCGGCCAACAUCGUACAUUCUCUGCAUCUCGACUAUCACUGUCGACUUCUUCUUCGCCGUCUUCCCCUGGAUCAUUGUUUACCCACUCCAGAUGCCGCAGCGGGAGAAGUACACCAUCGCCGGUAGUAUGAGUCUGGGUCUGGUCGCCGCUGCAGCCGGUAUCAAGCGAACGACCGAGGUCGAAGGCCUGUACACAUCGAACUACCUGAAAGACAGCGUAGGCCUAAUCGUCUGGUCCUCGGCCGAGAUGGCCGUCACCCUGAUCUGCAUCGGCAUCCCCGUGUGCCGGCCGCUGUACAAGCGCGCCUUCCGCCGCCUCUUCGGCGCUUCCUCGUACUACAACAACUCGGGCGGCUACCAGAAGCAAUCCAACUCCCAUCAGCCGCAACAAAAUAAUAACAACAGCAACUCGGUCCCGCUGCGCACCAUCGGCGGCGGGCUGGUCGACGCGGAUGGGAAGCCUGUGGUGCUGGUCUCCAAGAGGAGUAAGAAGACACAGGGUGAUAGUGGGAAUGGGAGUGGGAGUGGGAGUGGGAGUGGUGGUGCCGAUGCCGAUAGGGAUGAGGACGUCGAGGAUAGUACGGACGAGGUCAGUUUCAGCGAUGUGAAGCUGGGCGUCAACGGGCCCUUUACGCGGACGACAGUGGGAAGGGGGAAGCGGAGCAGCGUAGUGGUGGGCGGGGAUAACUCGUCGGGCGAGGAGAUUCUGGGGGAUGAAUACCGUCGGAAUCAGAUGAUGAUGGGAUGUAGUAGUAGAGGUCGGAGGUCGGAUGAGGAAGGGGGUGACACUGGGGGGAAGAGUAGGGGGGAAAGGGGGGAGAGGGGGGCGCAUAAGCUGGGGAGUAAUGAGAUCAUGGUCACUGAGACGUUUCGCGUGGAGAGGUCGUCGCGGGCUAGUUGA